Cyprinus carpio (common carp) is the source of this 2448-nucleotide messenger RNA. RefSeq names its product CKLF-like MARVEL transmembrane domain containing 4. NCBI's taxonomy places the organism in Eukaryota, Metazoa, Chordata, Actinopteri, Cypriniformes, Cyprinidae. Gene Ontology annotation, cellular component: membrane. The record is from RefSeq and is a predicted model, not a curated record.
GUUCAGCAUGAGGAAUAACGAGGAGACUGAGGGCUUUGAUGGCGAGGCCUCCAACACCUCUAUGAUUUCAGGAGCCCACAGUCCGUAUCAGCCGACCACCGAGCCCGUGCACUCCAGAAACGUGUUCAGGGCCAUCAGGUGUGACCUGGACUAUAUCAAAUCACAUUUCGGUGUUUUAAAAGUUAUCGAAGUGGUCCUGGCUCUCAUCUCAUUCAUCUUCAUUGAGACCAUAAUGAUGUGCUCGCCCUGUGCCGCCGUCUACCUCUUUGAGUUUGUCAGUUGCAGUGCCUUCGUUGUCACAGGCGUCUUGCUCCUCAUCUUCAGCCUGAACCUGCACACCAAAGUGCCCCAUAUCAACUGGAGUCUAACAGAUCUUAUCAACACUGCCACCAGCAGCUUGUUCUUCUUUCUGGCUUCAGUGGUUUUGGCAGCUCUCAACCAUCGAACUGGAGCAGAGAUUGCAGCUGUGAUCUGUGGGUUCCUGGUAAUGGGUGUGUACGGUCUGAACACAUAUUUGGCAGUUCGGAGAUGGCGUCUCGGGGACUCGCGAGAUGGACCCCUGCAGACCAGCGAGUACAUCCGCGCCCGCACAGCCUCGCGGGGAGAGGUGGAGUCACGGCCUGAGCUGCAGUAGAGCACACAGGUGGACCAAAAAACACUGAGACAACACAUUCCUCAUGAUGGAAGCCUGAUGUCAGGACGAGCGCUUACAAACAAACAAUUGCAUGAACAGUCUGAAAUGGAACAAACUUACUGCACCUUCAUCAUCAUCAGUCUCAGGCUGUUGUCACUUGACUGUGUACUUAAAUACUGUAUCUCUCUGCUAAUUAAGGGCUUUACCUUACCAUGAUCUGGAUAAUUGUUGACUGACACUGUGCUCCUAAAUUCCCAGCAGGGAACCUGAAAGGUUUAAGCGAUAUUUCUGACUGAAGUGGAAUGGGAAUUUGUGGUAGUGUUUAUGAGCAAAAAUAUGCAAUUGUGUUCCUGUAUCAAACUCAUUGUAAACUGCAGUUGCAUCGGGAUGUUUUUUGGUAGAGAUGGUGUGACUAGAUAUUAGGAGCACCAGUAUUUAUUUUAAUGCUAAUUAUUUUCGCAAUACCACAGCUUUGGUAUCUACAUUGCAUCAAAUGUCGUAUUUCACCUUGUGAAUGUAACCCUGCAUUACAACAGACAGCAACAGCUUUCAGACUGUCUGUGUGGGUGAAGGGAGGUGUGACACUUGACACUAGUCAAAGUCUAUGACACUUUUUAGAUACUAAUGUAGUCUAGAAGCUAAUCUAAAUUAGAUACAAAUUUUUAGUUACAAAAUUGUGCGUGCAUAGUCUAUCGGACAUUUAGUUUUUGUUGUUGUUUGUAAGAAUUUCUCUACUCCACUGUGUACUCCAGCCCUCGAUUUAAGCAAGGGUAGAGUUUUUGAAGAAGGUGUAAAUAUUACGUAUCUGUGUGUGACAUUUGACAUUUAUGAAGGUUUCCUAUUUGUAUGAAUUCUUAUUAUGACUGACACUAAUAGACUGUAUUUGUGCUGCAGUACAUAUGAAUGCAUUAUUUUUUUUUUUUUUUUCUGUGUGCCUUAAUCAUAGAGGCUAGUCAAAAUGCUCAAACUCUUGGACACAAAUGCUAUGACUGCUUCAGAGGGUGUGAAAUUCAAACAUUUUAUCUGCAGUCUCUGAUGAACUGAUCCCUGGUAUGAUAAUCUGUUUUCAUGAAGUGCUUUAUUGACCCUCUAAUCGGUGUUUUUAAAAGGAGUGUCAUAGAACGACAUCAGGGGGGAAAUGAAAUGUAUCUUUUACCACAGAUUUUAAGGCAUAGUGCAAUUUUAUGUGAUAUUUUAUUCAAUUUUUUUGUUUAUAUACAGUAUUCAUAGUUGUGUCUUAUUUUAAGUUCUUAAAUCACGUCACUUUUAUGUUUCGGAACAAGAACAAUUGUUGAAAAGAAGUCAUUUUGAGGUGUGGACUCAUAUUAUAGACAUUGAUCAACACUGUGUGGGCUUGAAAAUGUUAAAAGACAAUCACAAGAAUGAUUUUCUUAAUGAAGGACUCCGCAUGAAAGUGGUUUAUUUUUCCUGUUUUGAAAGCAAUACUGUGUUCUUAUGCUUUAAUAAUGACUCUGUGCUGAACGUCUCGUUGGAAGAUUUAAGCAUCAGAAUAAUUCCUGAUUUGACCUUAUGGUUUGACUGUAUUUUCAACUCACAAAUCAUUGAAGUGUUGAACUAAGUUGACAUUUUGAGGGAGUCCAAUUUUGAUAAUGAUUGUACUUUUUUUUUUGCUGACAUUUCCCGUAUUCAAGAAAGCAAUGUUUUAUUCCAUGUAACAGUGCUAUAAAUUUGUAUUUUUGUAUUUAUAGAGUUGUGCAUAGACUUAAAAAAUGCUAACGGUUUAAAAAUAUUUGUGAUGGCAAUCUUUUCCUCAAAUAAAUGGAUUUGGAUGGACUGUUGAUCUAUAAAUUGGA